Molecule: messenger RNA, 1247 nt
Organism: Eurytemora carolleeae
Lineage: Eukaryota; Metazoa; Arthropoda; Copepoda; Calanoida; Temoridae
Product: allantoicase
Exons: 14
Coding region: 41-1168 (375 amino acids)
Biological process (GO): allantoin catabolic process
Molecular function (GO): allantoicase activity
Source: RefSeq, a predicted model, not a curated record
UAAGUUUUAACGUUUGAUUCCAGAAAAAUCAAAAAACAUAAUGGCUGACCGACCUCUAGAGAGUGAAGGGAAAAGACCUGCCUGGACUGAACUUAACGAUCUCGCAGCACAGGAGGCUGGUGGUAGUAUACUGUUUGCAACUGAUGAUUGGUUUGCGCAUGCUGAGAAUCUUCUUUCGAGCGCAGAACCGGUUUGGAAGGAAGGAUUUACUGAACAGGGUAAAUGGAUGGAUGGUUGGGAGACUAGAAGAAAGCGUAUCCCUGGACAUGACUGGUGUAUUAUCAAGCUGGGAUUACCCGGUGUCAUCUCUGGGGUUGAAAUACGAACUGAUUUCUUCACUGGAAACUAUACUCCCAAAGCCAGCAUUCAGGCCACUAGAUUAAACAGUGAGAUGCCAACCUUUAAACGUGAUAGAAGAGCAGGACUGGCAGCUACUGCGGAACAGUUUAAGGAGAUUGAGGUUUAUGAAUCAGGUUGUUGGAAGGAAAUUGUUCCGAGAACCCCCCUAGGAGCUGGAUACAAGGAUACCGCCAGGACAUUUAUCGAAGUGUCGAGCAAGGAAGUGUACACUCAUAUACGACUAAAUAUGUUCCCGGACGGAGGAAUUGCUCGUCUCAGAGUAUAUGGUGUGUGUACCCCCUUGAGUACCCUUGCACCUGGAGAACUGGUUGAUCUAGCUGCAGCAGAACUAGGAGGAGUAUGUGUUGGAUAUAGUAAUGCUCACUAUGGACAUCCUCGUAACAUGAUCAGACUUGGAAGAGGAAAGGAUAUGGGGGAUGGUUGGGAGACAGCACGAAAAUUAGACAGGCCGAGUAUCCUGACAGCUGGGAAGGAUGGAAUUUUUCAGGUUCCUGGAUAUGAAUGGGCCUGUUUUCGACUGGGGUUUCCUGGAAACGUUCUUCGUGUUGAAGUUGAUACAAACCAUUUCAAGGGAAACUAUCCUGAUAGUGUUAUCAUUGAUGGAUGUUUCGUCCAACAAAAUUUGGAAAGAGAUAAUAUAGAAAACCAGGAAUGGCAAGUGCUACUACCCGGGAAGAAACUGGGUCCUCAUCACCAGCAUUUCUUUGAUGUUUCUGAAAUUGCAGAUGUUGGAAAAAUCAACCAUAUUAGAGUCAGAAUGUUCCCUGACGGAGGAAUUAGUAGAAUUCGGGUUCUUGGACACAUUUAGUAACAAAGCUUUUAAAGGGAUUGUUCGCGAAAAAUGAAAGGGGUUAUAGGCCUAAUGCGAUUUAAAAAGCGCUUUUGAU